GUAAAUGACUUUCAGCGGUACAGUUGUUGAACCAUGCUUCUUAAAUCCCAUAUUGAUGGUUCCGCGACACACGAUCAAUACCAUGUUAAAACAUGGGCAGGUGGGCUGCAACAAUGCUAAGUUCCAUUGUCUGUCGAAAGACGACCAAUCCAAAGAGCAAAAGGAAACAAGACCGAGUACAAAGCAAAGAUUCAACAAUGAAACCGGCCGAAGA
Messenger RNA from Linum tenue, 214 nucleotides. The record is from the annotation of a GenBank genome assembly. Lineage: Eukaryota; Viridiplantae; Streptophyta; Magnoliopsida; Malpighiales; Linaceae.